Zingiber officinale is the source of this 2221-nucleotide messenger RNA. Its product is annotated as aluminum-activated malate transporter 4-like. The transcript has 6 exons. The record is from RefSeq and is a predicted model, not a curated record. Gene Ontology annotation, cellular component: plant-type vacuole membrane. Gene Ontology annotation, biological process: malate transport. NCBI's taxonomy places the organism in Eukaryota, Viridiplantae, Streptophyta, Magnoliopsida, Zingiberales, Zingiberaceae. The coding region runs from base 53 to 1795 and encodes 580 amino acids.
AUUCACAUCGAUGAAGACUGUUUGUUCGUGAUUGGGCUUUCGACUGUCGACCAUGGAACCGAAUCGUCUGCCUCCCCCUCCCAAGCUCGGAUCCUUCCAUUACACCUUCGAGCAGCGGAGCAAGGAGCGCCUCCUCUCUUCCACCCUCUUCCCCAACCUCGACGAUGAGCUCUUCAACCCGCCGCGCGGUUGCUUCCGGCGCCUCUCCGACGGGGCCGCCGCCGCCUGGAAAGGCCUCCAAGGCCUCGCCCUCAAGGGCUGGGAGUUCGGCCGAUCCGAUCCGCGCAAGGUGGUGUUCGCCGCCAAGAUGGGCCUCGCCCUCACCAUCGUCGCGAUGCUUAUUUUCUUCCAGGUGCCAUUCCGCGACCUCUCCAAGCACUCCGUCUGGGCGAUCCUCACCGUCGUCGUCAUCUUCGAGUUCAGCAUAGGUGCAACACUAAGCAAGGGUUUUAAUCGGGGUUUAGGAACGUUGCUUGCUGGAGGCCUUUCUCUAGGGGCUGCAGAAAUAUCAACAGUCACUGGAAAUUGGGAAGAAGUGAUUAUCAUCAUUUUUAUCUUUGUUGCCGGUUUUCUUGCAUCCUACAUAAAGCUAUUCCCCAAAAUGGCACCAUAUGAAUAUGGAUUUCGAGUUUUUUUACUCACGUUUUGUUUCAUUCUAGUGUCUGGAUACAAAACACGGGAAUUUGUUGAGACUGCUGUGAGUCGGUUUUUUCUGAUUGCACUUGGUGCUGGUGUUGGUUUGGGGGUAAAUAUUUGCAUUUAUCCAAUCUGGGCAGGAGAGGACCUACAUAACCUAGUAGCAAAGAACUUCAUAGGCGUGGCUAAGUCUUUGGAAGGCUGUGUCAAUGGGUAUCUUCAGUGUGUUGAAUAUGACAGAAUUCCUUCCAAAAUCCUUACUUACCAAGCUUAUGAUGAUCCUAUGUACAGUGGGUACAGGUCUGCUGUUCAAUCAACGAGUCAAGAGGAUUCUCUUUUAGCUUUUGCUGGCUGGGAGCCCCCACAUGGUCUUUAUAAGAAGUGGCGGUAUCCUUGGAGCUCCUAUGUUAGAGUUAGUGGUGCACUCAGGCAUUGUGCCUUUAUGAUUAUGGCCCUGCAUGGUUGUGUACUUUCAGAGAUUCAGGCUCCACCUGAAAGCAGACAAAUCUUUAGGAACGAGCUGAAGCGAGUUGGCAUAGAGGGUUCUAAAGUAUUGCGUGAGCUUGGAGAUCUAUUCAAGAAAAUGAGAAGACUAAGAAAACCAAAUUUUCUUUUUGAAGUCCAUGAGGCAGCUGAGGUGUUGCAGAAGAAGAUAGACCAGAAAUCUUAUCUUCUAGUGAAUUCAGAAAGCUGGGACGCCGUGGAGCUCCCCGAUGGAAUGAAAUGGAUGUUAAACAGACCCAACACAGAAGGUGAGAACAAAUCAGAACUAGCCCAUGAUUAUCGACCGCCGCCACUGUCAGCCAGUUAUGGUGCCCACAACUCUAUCACUAGUGACAUGGGUUCUGUGCACAAGAUGGACUCUUUGCUGAAGAGGCAGAUGCAAUGGCCCUCGAGGCAAUCAUUUCUCACAGAAGCCGUGCCAGGUCCGCAAGAAUCAAGAACCUAUGAAAGUGCUAGUGCACUGUCAUUGGCAACCUUUGCGUCUCUACUUAUUGAAUUUGUUGCGAGGCUUCAGAAUUUGGUGGAUGCCUACGAGGAGCUAUGUGAAAAAGCUAAUUUCAAAGAACCUGUAGAUGAACCAGCAUCAGAGACCGCUGGCCAUAGGCUAUGGACAAGAGUUAAGGAGCAAUUUUACAAGACAAAGGAAUUAGUUUAGAUACUCAAGGAUUUUGUUGGCUGCAGAAAGUUAAAAGGGUGGUCGUUUGCAGUUGGAUCAAUUCAAUUAACUGAUCCAAUGCGUUUGGGCUCAAAAAUUACGGCGCGGACAAGCACACCAAUGGAUGCGCACCAAAGAACUACGGUACCGUCCAGUGUUUUCAAAACCGUUAAUUAGACGUCAACGUAAGAAAUCACAAAAAAUGGAGAAGCUCAUGAUUUAUGCGCGUGUUUAAAAUGAAAUAUAAGGAACAUUAUAAAGAAUGAAUGUGAAUGCAAUAAAAAAGGAGUGAUCUGCUUUGUCUUUGUUUGGUUGCUGUCUACUAUAUGGCGUGUUGAUUUUAAUUAUUAGAGAUGUUUGUUAAUUGGCAAAGUCACAUGCCUUGUAAAGUACGCAUUGCCAGAAAGGUUACUUAGUAUUUUAGUA